AUGGGAACCCGCGGUGACAUGUAUCCACUGGGGCUCUGCAUCGCCCUGUGCCUGUGGGACACCGUGGCCCAGAAUCAUGGGGUACAAGGUACCACUGGGGACUGCAACAGCCAUAUUCUGUGCCCAGCAAACGCCAAGUGUGUGAACAGCACCCACUGCACCUGCCUGGAUGGAUACCAGCCAAGGGGGAAUCACUUCUUCACCGACACAACGGAGACCUGUGACGAUAUUAACGAGUGUCUGGGGCUGAGCCAGGCAGACUGCGGACACAAUGCAAACUGCAAAGACGUGCCUGGGAGUUACUACUGCACCUGCAUCGAUGGCUACGAGCCCAGCUCUGGGAAAGCCAAGUUCACGCACGCGAGUGAGAACAGCUGCCAGGACAUCAACGAGUGCAACAAGACCCGAGCUGUCUGUGGCCCCAACGCCAUGUGUAUCAACACCAUCGGGAGCUACCGGUGUGAGUGCUGGGCCGGCUACGUCCCCUCCACCAGGAACACAACCCUGUGCCAAGUCCCCAGCAUUAACUCCAGCACUGAGUUCGAGGGAAUCAAAGAGACGUGCAGGAAUUUCUCUCUGCAGGGAAAGUGGAGCAGCAGUUUUUGCUCUUUCUUUAAUUCAACGUUAGACAUUUUGAUGUCCACGUGUGGAGACGGGAGUGUGACGUUAUCACUGGAGAACGUGACUCUCCGUUUCAAUGCCCUCCUGAACAGCACCUCCCUCUGGGAUGGCGGAGACAAGUGGGAGGUGGGGUCGGCCGUGACGGUCCUGCUGCAGAGCGUGGAACUGGCCGCGCUGGCCACUGCGCUCCGGUCUCCGGAGAGGACAACACAGAACGUGACGACAGAGUCUCUGGCGAUCCAGACGCGGCUCGUCACAGGGAACUGCAGCCAGCACAGCGAGGUCUUCACGCUGAGCGCUCACGAGGAGACGAUGGACGUGCACUGUGCUACAGUCACCGGGGCAGCCACACAAGGUUUGGGGGCUGCUGCUUUUAUUUCUUACUCCACUUUGGACUCCAUCAUCAGUGCGAAACGUCUCAGCGAGGGAAAUCUACCAGCUGGUGGGAAGCUGGAGAAGAGUCACCUCAACUCCAGGGUGGUGAGUGGGGCCGUCAGAGACGGGAGCCCCGUUCACCUCUCCAGACCCGCAAACUUCACCCUGCGCCACAGACAGGCCAAAAAAGAGGAGGAAGAGGCUCUCUGCGUCUACUGGAAAGUGGUGGCCGAGAGCAGCAGCUGGUCUUCGGACGGCUGCACUGCCGUGCACACAAACAGCACUCACACCACCUGCAGCUGUGACCAUCUCUCCAGCUUCGCCGUCCUAAUGGCUCCCACCACAGUGAUGGUAUCUCACCGUGAGACUCGGAGUUACUCACUGACCAUCAUCACCUACGUGGGACUGACCCUCUCCCUGCUGUGCCUUUUCCUGGCCAUCCUCACCUUCCUCCUGUGCCGCUCCAUCCGCAACAUCAGCACCUCCCUCCACCUGCAGCUCUGCCUCUGCCUCUUCCUGGCCGACCUGCUCUUCCUCACCACGGUGACCCGCACUGGCAAUCGGGUGGUGUGUGCUGUCAUUGCUGGCCUCCUGCACUACCUCUUCCUGGCCUGCUUCAGCUGGAUGUUCCUGGAGGGGCUGCACCUCUUCCUCACCGUCAGGAACCUGCAGGUCGUGAAUUACACCAGCGCCAGCCGGUUCAAGAAGAGAUUCAUGUACCCGUUCGGCUACGGAUUCCCAGCCCUGGUGGUGGCUAUUUCUGCAGUGGUGAAUCCUAGUGGCUACGGAACUUCCACACACUGCUGGCUUAGCCCGGAGAGAGGCUUUCAUUGGAGCUUCCUGGGUCCAGUCUGUGCCAUAAUCAUGAUAAAUAUAACGUUCUUUGCCCUGACCCUGUGGAUCCUCAGAAACAAACUCUCCUCCCUCAAUGCAGAUGUGUCCACCCUCAGAGACUACAGGUUACUGACCUUUAAAGCCAUUGCCCAGCUCUUCAUUCUGGGUUGCUCAUGGAGCCCGGGUCUCCUCCAAUUCGGCCCAGCAGCCACUGUCAUGGCAUAUUUAUUCACCAUCGUCAACAGCCUGCAGGGAGCCUUCAUCUUCCUGGUGCACUGUCUCCUCAAUCGCCAGGUGAGAGAGGAGUACAGGAGAUGGAUCAAGGGAUUCCGAAUGUUCAGCACGAAAUCUCAGACAUCCGAUCUGUCCAUGUCUGCUGUCCCCACCACCAGCACCAACACGUUGCUGUCCUUGGUCAGUGAAGCCCCAAGGUUCAGAAGUUCAUCUGCAGAGUUCACCUCCCAACCCGGGUGGAAGAGGGGGAGACCUGAACACGAGUUAGAUGUAGCCAAGAUGCCAGGGCUCAAUGCAAUUCAGCCUACCUAA
Messenger RNA from Mauremys reevesii (Reeves's turtle), 2376 nucleotides. Its product is annotated as adhesion G protein-coupled receptor E3-like. Gene Ontology annotation, cellular component: membrane. Bases 1 to 2376 code for a protein of 791 amino acids. The record is from RefSeq and is a predicted model, not a curated record. Gene Ontology annotation, molecular function: calcium ion binding; G protein-coupled receptor activity. Gene Ontology annotation, biological process: adenylate cyclase-activating G protein-coupled receptor signaling pathway; cell surface receptor signaling pathway. The transcript is spliced from 19 exons. NCBI's taxonomy places the organism in Eukaryota, Metazoa, Chordata, Testudines, Geoemydidae.